Molecule: messenger RNA, 4302 nt
Organism: Gekko japonicus
Lineage: Eukaryota; Metazoa; Chordata; Lepidosauria; Squamata; Gekkonidae
Product: interferon-induced very large GTPase 1-like
Exons: 3
Coding region: 1-4302 (1433 amino acids)
Molecular function (GO): GTP binding
Source: RefSeq, a predicted model, not a curated record
AUGGCCAGCAAGGAACCCGUGAACUCACUCCCGAAGCUUCAAGAAUCAUCCCCUGAAGACAGAUCAAAAGAUUCAAAAAAAUUAACUGAAGCAGCCCUGAAGGAUAUAGAAGAACAGUUACAGAAAGAAAAAGUCCAGCAUGAAAAAGCAGUGAAGGAAUGGCAGAAUACUGUGAAAAUUCCUUCUGAGGGCUUAAAGGAGCCCAAAGAGACUUUGAGGGAAGUGAUAGAGAAGAAGCUCCCUCAAGAGGCACAUUCAGAAAAGCCAGUGACCAGAAGUGAGAAUCUCUCUGACCAUGAAAUCUUAACAUGGGCAUCGGGAGGUCUGGCUCUGCAGGGCAUUUACCAGACUACAGACAUCACAGACCUGCUGGAAUUGGCUGACUUUAUUAGCAUCCUUCAGCAAAUGAAGACCAGCAUCAAGGAUGAAGUCCACAAUCCUGCAGUUUCUGUUUCUGCUUCUGCUGCAGUAGAAGAGGGCAAAGUGAAAAUUUUCCCAGAUCUGAGCCUGGCUUUCAACUCCUUACUGAAGGCCCUGAGAGAGAGUUCCCAGGAAAAUCUAGAGCUGUUGCUGCUAUCAAUUGCACACAGUGCAGGAUACCAUGUAGAAAAUAAUAUGUUCCAGUGCCACCUUGGCUCUCCAGAAAUUGACUUCAUGUUAAUGGAAAUGCAAGAAGCACAUCAGAAAUAUCUGGCUCUUUGUGAGAAGGAUGCUUAUAGAGCUCAGGCUUACUUAAUUCAGAUGGGUAUGAGAAUAUCAGUUGAUCAUAAAGAUGUGCCUCCAGAUGAGAAGAACAAACGCUUGGCUUUUAUGAUUGACCGCAUGAAAAACUCUUUGACAAAUGAAACUGCUGCUGUCCUCAGAAAACAUAAUACCUGCAAUAACUGGAACUUGUUGGAAAGAGAUUUGGAUUACCUUAUUGAUGGGAAUUAUGAAGCUACAAAUUAUGAUCAACAAAAAGAGAAUGUCUUAAGAGAACUAACGAGUAUAUUCCAGGAAAGCAACCAGUCAGGGAAUUCAGAGUGCAAAGAUGUGAAUUCCAACCAGGACAACAUUAGGAAAAAUAAGCUAAAUAAUGAGUUUUUUAAUUUGAUGACGAGACUUCAGCUGGAACAGCAUUAUCCGAAUAAAAUGAAAAUGUCAGACUUCCAUCUCAUUCAGAAAACAUCUUUAUUUGACAACCACCCUAGUACUGACCAAGAACUGCCGUGUUAUUUGUUGGAAAAGAUACUAAUGCUGGACUACAGGGCAAGAUAUGUGGCUUACAAAGAUGACACUAGUCUUCAGCAAGGUGAAACCAACAUAUCAGAUGCAAGUGAACACUUAGAUGAUUUAGAUUACAUUUUUGAGGAUGCUAGUGAGGGAUGUCCUGAAGUUAUUCUAAGCAUUCAGAAGUCCAUCCACCCAAUGGAUGUCCAGAUGGCCAUUUUCUACUGCGCAGAUGAUUUUAUGAGACAGUACAUUGCAACGAAGCUCUCGUUCUGCCAGUUUGCCCUCCCCCUUUUGGUGCCCAUUCCUUGUACUUCACAAAUAGAGUUACCUCUUUGGUCCUUCUGCCUGGUCCGUAAGCAAUGGCAAGAGAAGGGAAGCAAAUGUGCAGAGAAAUUGAUUUAUCAGGUAGCUACACCUGUGGUGUCGUUCAUCAGGUUUAGCACAUCUUCAUCUUCGAAAUCCCAGCUAUUGAACAAUCUGUUGAGUAAACAAAAGCAUAGUGUCUUUUUCCAUCGUCACUGUAAAGGGAGCAACAUAAAUUGUCUCUUGAUGAAAGGAGUAGUGGAAAUUGCCUGGUACUGUCCAGGGGGGAAGGAAAAUGACAUGUUUGACACUUGCAUUGCAUUCACUAAUCUUCAUGGAGACUCAAAGGAACAUAAGCAGCAGGUUGAUUUUUUGCAGGAGAUAGCCUCUGUCACUGUGAUUCUCUUGUCAGAAAAUGAUUGGCAUGGAGAUAGCAAAACUUUUCUGAGAGAACUCCUCAGGUCUCCCAAACCUUUCAUUUUCCUUUGCACUGACAAAGAACAAAUUGUAACUAACAGGCACACAAGGCGAGUAAAAAUAGCUGGCAAAAAUCGUAAUGAGGCAGCAUUAAUUGAGGAACUGGCACAAGAAAUUAAGUCUGCUCUGACCAUUUCAAACAGCUGUCACAGCCUUGAGACGUGUGCAGUUGUUGCUCGAAAGCAUGGCUUUUUGGUAGACGAGGACAAAAAGGAGUGUAAAACAGGCAAAGCCAUGGCAGAAAAUACAGUAAAUCUUCUGAAAGAUGAACAUACCCUGAGGGGAAAAAGCAUACUGCUGCCUCUGCAGGGAACAUUAUGGCACAUGUGGUGUGAGAAAGACAGAGAACAAAACCAUUUGCAGGACCAUGAGAACAUGGGGCUUGAGCAGCAAAUAAGCCAAAUAAAUUCUGCAAAGCAAAGAAUAAAGCAAGAUCAGUUAAACCAGGCUUUCCCCUUUAGUGACCUAAUGAAGUCACUCCUUACACAUCUGCACUCUUCCUCACAUAAUACCAAAAUGUACUUUCUGCAGUGGCUUAAAAUCUUUAUAGCUAACCUGUCCUCAGAUCACCUAGCAGAACUUCAAGAAAAGUACCAUGAUUUAUGGACACAGAGGCUGAAAGGAGAACACAGUGACUUGCAUUCUAAACUAGAAGAAUUAUCAAAGGAAAUAAGCGAGUCCACUUUUGGCUUAGAGCAUCUUCUGAGAGAGGUCGCUCAGCUUUAUGAAGUUUUGGAUAUGUUGCCUCAACAGAAUCAAGUUGUCCAUUUCCUGCCACAGAUAGCUGCUGAUCUGGUUGUUUCAGGGUAUCCCAUGGAGCUGAUGGAUGGUGAUGCAUCGCAUGUGCCGAUAAAAUGGAUUAGUGCUAUUUUUGACACAUUAGCUGAGAAGUUGGGGGACAAAAAAGUGUUUGUUCUUUGUGUCCUUGGAAGCCAGAGCACAGGAAAGUCAACCCUCCUGAAUACCAUGUUUGGUCUUCAGUUCAGUGUCAGUCCAGGGAGAUGCACUAAAGGUGCUUUUAUGCAACUAGUGAAAGUGGCUGAUGAGCUCAGGCCAAAUCUGAACUUUGAUUAUUUGCUUGUUGUUGAUACAGAAGGACUUCGGGCUACAAAAGUAGAAAACAGAACAAUACUUAAUCAUGAUAAUGAGCUAGCCACUUUUGUCAUUGGCCUUGGCAACAUGACAGUAAUCAAUACUUUUGGAGAGAACCCUUCAGAAAUACAAGAUGUGCUUCAGAUAGCUGUGCAGGCAUUUCUGAGGAUGAAAAAAGUAAACCUCUCCCCAAGCUGUUUGUUUGUGCACCAAAAUGCUGGGGAAAUAACCACAGAAGAAAAAAACAGGGAAAGCCGAAGAUGCCUCCAGCAAAGCCUGGAUGAAAUGACGGUCACAGCUGCUCAGCAAGAAUCCUGUGAUGUUAGCUGCUUUAGUGAAGUGAUCCAGUUUGACGUAAACUCUCAUGUUUACUACUUUCCUCAUCUCUGGGAGGGAGAGCCACCCAUGGCCCCGCCAAAUCCCAGUUACAGCCUAAAGGUACAGGAGCUAAAAAGCAGAAUUCUCCUGGAUGGAGAGAAAAAAUCACAACAGGGCCUUCUGAAGUUCUCUGAAUUAAAAACACACAUUCAGAACCUGUGGCAGGCUUUGCUGAAUGAAACUUUUGUUUUCAGCUUUAGAAAUACCCUGGAGAUUGCUGCCUACAGUAGGCUAGAGAACAAAUAUAGCAAAUGGACCUGGCAAUUGAGGAGCUUUAUGCUUGAUUAUGGCCACAAGCUGAACAUCCAGAUCCAAAAUGGAAAGGUCCAUGACAUAGACAAAUCAUCCCUGAAAGAGAGCAUUAAGAACACGUAUGAAGAUGUUAAAGUGGAUUUGGAAAAGCAUUUUAAAGAAGACAAAUACAGCAAUCAAAUUAUUCAGUGGAAAGGGAAUAUUAAAAUUAAGUUAGACUUUUUAAUGGAAGAUCUCAUUAAUAAAACUUUUCAAAAUUGUGAAAAGCUUAUUAAUCUGAAGAAGCGUCAGAGGAGAUAUGAACAAAGGAAAUCUGUGUACACAGAUGAGUUGUUGAAAAAAAGCAAAGAAGUAGCUCAACACUGCCGAGACCGUGAGCUGAAUGAAAGUGAACUGAGAGGGUAUUUUAAUGGAAUGUGGAAAGAAUGGAUUGCAGAAUUAUCUCUACCUGCAUCUCACAUAAAGACAUUAAAUAUUAGGACUGACAUGGAACACUUCCUUUGUGAACACUUCAGAAAUUAUGUAAAAGUAUCAAGGCAUUCAUUUUUCAACAAAAUGAGAUACCUCCUGAAGAACUUUGUGAGUUGA